GCUUGGGCACUGGGGUAGGGUUAGGGGGCAGUUAAUUUAAGCCUCUGUGGGUGGGUGCUGUGUGUCUAUUCAGUGCAGGCAGAACAUCUUUCUGCUGAGGCAACAAACUGAAUUACAACCUGUAAUUUAAAGGGUGAGGUCAUCUUUAGCCGGUGGAGACAGUUGUGUGUCUGCAUGUGAGUGUCUGUAUGUGUGUCUGUGUCUCUCUGUUGUGGUGUGUGUUUGUGUGUUUAUGUCUCUCUGUGUGCCUCUUUUUGUGUCUCUCUAUGUCUGUCUGUUUCCCUCUUUGUGUGUGUGUGUUUCUCUCUCUAUCUCUGUCUCUCUCUCUUUCUCCCUGUGUGUGUCUGUGUGUGUGUGUGUGUGUGUGUCUCUCUCUCUCUCUGCCUGUGUGUCUCUGCCUGUGUGUGUGUCUCUCUCUUUGUGUCUCUCUCUUUGUGUCUCUGUCUUUGUGUCUCUCUCUUUGUGUCUCUGUGUCUGUGUGUGUUUCUGCCUGUGUGUCUCUCUCUCUCUGCCUGUGUGUGUCUCUCUCUUUGUGUCUGUGUCUGUGUGUGUUUCUGCCUGUGUGUGUCUCUCUCUCUCUGCCUGUGUGUGUGUCUCUCUCUCUCUCUGUGUGUGUUUCUGCGUGUGUCUCUCUCUUUGUGUCUCUCUCUUUGUGUCUCUCUCUUUGUGUCUCUCUCUUUGUGUUUCUGCCUGUGUGUGUCUCUCUCUUUGUGUCUCUCUCUUUGUGUCUCUCUCUUUGUGUUUCUGCCUGUGUGUGUCUCUCUCUUUGUGUCUCUCUCUUUGUGUCUCUCUCUUUGUGUCUCUCUCUUUGUGUCUCUCUCUUUGUGUCUCUCUCUUUGUGUCUCUGUGUCUGUGAGUGUUUCUGCCUGUGUGUGUCUCUCUCUCUGCCUGUGUGUGUCUCUCUCUCUAUGUGUCUCUCUUUGUGUCUCUGUGUCUGUGUGUCUCUCUCUCUCUGCCUGUGUGUGUGUGUGUCUCUGUGUCUCUCUUAUUGUGUUUCUGCCUCUCUUUGUGUCUCUCUCUUUGUGUUUGUGUCUGUGUGUGUGUGUCUCUUUCGGUGUCUGUCUGUGUGUUUCGCUCUUUGUGUGUGUCUCUCUAUCUCUGUCUCUCUCUUUCUCCCUGUGCGUGUCUGUCUGUGUAUCUGUGUGUGUCUCUCUGCCUGUGUGUGUGUCUCUCUGCCUGUGUGUGUGUCUCUCUCUCUUUGUGUCUCUUUCUGCCUGUGUUUCUCUGCCUGUGCCUCUGUCUGUGUGCCUCUGUCUGUGUGCCUCUGUCUGUGUUCAUCUCUGUGCGCGUCUGUGUUCGUCUGUGUGUGUGUGUGUGUGUGUGUCUGUCUGUGUGUCUCUGUGUGUCUGUCUGUGUGUCUGUGUGUCUCUGUCUGUGUGUGUGUGUGUGUGUGUGCGCGCCUGUGUGUGUCCACUCUCUCACAGGCUCUGAUGUUCUCACUGUGUCUGCCUAGCAAUGAGAAUAUAAGGUCACGUAGUCAGCUGGCCUCUCGCCUUGGACACACACACACACACACACACACACACACACACACAGAGUGUGUCUUUUUAAACACACUCCGACACAAUCUACACUAUACAUCCAAAUAAUUAUGGACCUAUUCUAAUAAAUGCAUUCAGCUAUUUUAGGUUGCACUCAUUGCUUCUGAUUGUAAUAAUAAAAUAAUUAUGGUGGUGAUGGUGCAGAGGAUGAUUAUGAUGAUGGUAUUGAAGAUAAUAGUGGUGGGGCACUAAUGAACAUGAUAAUGAUAAUGCAGAUGAUGAUAGUAAUAAAGAUAAUGCUGGAGGGUAUUUUGCCAAAAGUAUUCGCUCACUUAUGCAAUCACUUCCAUAGCCACAUGUGUGAUGAUGGUAAAAAGUAAAGCUGAUACUUUAUGGAUUAUUUGCCAUUUUGGGCUUCAUAAUAAAAGUCCCUAAGGCCAGAUCAUAUGAAUUAAAAGAUGUAUACAAAAAC
This is a messenger RNA of Astyanax mexicanus (Mexican tetra), 1953 nucleotides long. RefSeq lists its product as uncharacterized. The transcript is spliced from 2 exons. The record is from RefSeq and is a predicted model, not a curated record. Bases 189 to 1589 code for a protein of 466 amino acids. NCBI's taxonomy places the organism in Eukaryota, Metazoa, Chordata, Actinopteri, Characiformes, Acestrorhamphidae.